AUGAUAUCAUCGGGCAUGAAUAUUGCUCGCCUGAAUUUUAGCCAUGGAUCUCAUGAGUACCAUGCAACAACAAUAAAAAGCAUACGCGAAGCAGUGCGAAGUUUUCAUCAAAAGCCACUAAUUGGAAUUGCUCUGGACACUAAGGGACCUGAGAUUCGCACUGGACUUAUAAAUGGAGUAGGUUUAAAUUCUUUACAAAAUUAUGAGAGCAUUUGA
Messenger RNA from Loa loa (African eye worm), 216 nucleotides. RefSeq lists its product as hypothetical. The record is from RefSeq and is a predicted model, not a curated record. Gene Ontology annotation, cellular component: cytoplasm. NCBI's taxonomy places the organism in Eukaryota, Metazoa, Nematoda, Chromadorea, Rhabditida, Onchocercidae. The coding region runs from base 1 to 216 and encodes 71 amino acids. Gene Ontology annotation, molecular function: potassium ion binding; pyruvate kinase activity; magnesium ion binding. Gene Ontology annotation, biological process: glycolytic process. The transcript has 2 exons.